Molecule: messenger RNA, 462 nt
Organism: Dermacentor silvarum
Lineage: Eukaryota; Metazoa; Arthropoda; Arachnida; Ixodida; Ixodidae
Exons: 1
Coding region: 1-462 (153 amino acids)
Source: RefSeq, a predicted model, not a curated record
AUGGAGCCCACUGCCGCCGACCGGCAAAGAGACGAGGCCGGGUGCCUCGAAGACAGUGUCGUGACGUCAGCUGCUGACUCCGACGACGCCACACAUGGAUCGGCAACCAAGACAGAGGUCACCACGGUGUUGGCAGCUGACGCCAGCUGCAGUGUGACACCGCACGCAGACACUUCGGCGAGCCGACAGCAGUCACGAGUGUCCAUCGCUGACUCAGUGGCGGCACCGGCAUCGCCGACGACUGAUUCGUCGUCAGACCCGUGCCUCCUGUGCUGCACGCUCUCCGUGAUAAACGCCACCGAGCCCACGAUCAGGGUGUCCAGCACAGACACCAUUUCCGCCACUGCCAGCGAACCCCCAUCACCCGCACGCAGUUCCUCAAGCAGGACCCGACGAGGCCAGACACCCCCCGUGGACAGACCCAGCAAACCCCGCUCGACAGCGCAAGAUACUCAACGCUAG